AUGAAAAUUUCAUCUAUUAUUUUAGUUGCCCUCAUCUGCGGAGUUACUUUCGCAGCUGACACUCCAACCUGCUCUGGAUAUCUCAGCAAUACUUGUAAUACUACCAACUGUUAAUUCACACCUGACACUAACGGAGUUAGUUUUUGUACUUCUAAAUGCUUUGGAUUUACUGCUUAAGAUGAUUGCUAAAACAGUGCCUCUAAUUGCUCCUACUAAGCUUCUAAAUGUCUUCCCAAGGCUACUGAUUGUGAAUUAUAUAACAAAGAUAAAGCAACAUGCACCAAUCAUAAUAAUGCAUGUUAGUUUUCUGUUACUAAAUGCACACCAAAUGACGAUUUAACAAAUAAAUGUAAAGCCUUUACCAACUAUGCUACCUGUUCUGCUCCCAACACUAACUGCUUAUUUAAUGCUACCGGAGCUAUAUCCUGUGUUGCAAAAACUGAUUUAUAAUGCGAUAACGUAUGCGCUAAUCCUAACGGUAAUUGCUCAUUUGGAACUUGUUCAAAUCCUAACACUUGUAAUACUCUCGCAGAAGCAGAUUGUAAAGGAACUUGUUCAUGGAACGCAGCAAACAAAGCUUGCGAAGAUGCAUGUGCUUCAUAAACUGAUGCUGUAAAGUGUAAUGCUUUAGGAUGCAAAAAUGUGUGUAAUAAUACAGCUCAAACAACCUGUUAAGAUCUUAAAACUGAUGCACUUUGUGUUGCUAAUACUAAUUGCGUUUCUUAAACUCAAGGUACAUGUGGAGCAAAUUAAGAUGCUUGUAAUAUUGCUAAUUGCGAUUUAAAUAACUGUGAUUCAACUGGUGAAUGCUCAGCUUCUGAAUGCCCUGGUGAUGCUAAUAAUUGUGGUCCUAAUUGUUUCUAACUUCCUGCUACAUGUGUACCCAAAAGUGCAACUUAAUGCCUUAAUUCUAUCAAGGAUGCAAGCAACUGUGAAAGUUAAGGAUGUGUUUUUAGUUAGGUUGGUACUUGCUCUACUAAAUCAAGCAAUUCUGUUAUCAUUAUCUUCUCUUUACUCUCUAGCUUAAUUGCUUUAAUGUUCUGA
This is a messenger RNA of Tetrahymena thermophila SB210, 1044 nucleotides long. RefSeq lists its product as hypothetical. The record is from RefSeq and is a predicted model, not a curated record. Lineage: Eukaryota; Ciliophora; Oligohymenophorea; Hymenostomatida; Tetrahymenidae. The transcript has a single exon.